AUGCCUACUACCUUCUCAACACCUCUCGAGACUGUGAUCCCACGAAUCAAGACGCCUCCCUAUCUCAUAGUGAAGCCAUCAGUUAAGUUUAUCGACCUCCGACCUUACUCGGAAGCCAAGCCGACCAUCAUGCUAUUCACCGACGGCGUUGACUGCCUGAUCGAUGGAUAUUUCAACUUCACCCUAGGAGAAAACAGUGGAGGCAACCCUAAAUUGUUGUCGCUCUCCUGCAGGACGGGAUCGACCCGUCCCGACGGAAAUAAGGCUGUCGAUGUGCUGGCGAACCUUGUAGGUGGUAUGGACGUGUAA
Molecule: messenger RNA, 309 nt
Organism: Heterobasidion irregulare TC 32-1
Lineage: Eukaryota; Fungi; Basidiomycota; Agaricomycetes; Russulales; Bondarzewiaceae
Exons: 2
Coding region: 1-309 (102 amino acids)
Source: RefSeq, a predicted model, not a curated record